Molecule: messenger RNA, 5140 nt
Organism: Frieseomelitta varia
Lineage: Eukaryota; Metazoa; Arthropoda; Insecta; Hymenoptera; Apidae
Gene: stac
Product: protein unc-13 homolog 4B
Exons: 17
Coding region: 819-4130 (1103 amino acids)
Source: RefSeq, a predicted model, not a curated record
UCUUUGUAAGUGUUUCUGACUGUUUCUCCUUGAUUAUGUAUACAUUCGGUCGAAUAAAUAUGCGCGGCACCGAUAACAAAGGUCGUCGAAGUUCAUCAGUGGCCGACAAUGCCGUGGCAUGGGAAAUCCUCAGUUUUUAGAACAGUUUGACACUGGUCGCUUGGACAGCACCUUCGAAACUUUGCCAGUCCCUCGAUCGUUACUCCCAUUCCGACAAAAUAUCCGACAGUCUCAAUAUUUCAUAACUCUUCGAUUCCAUUCAAUUAGAUUUUUCGUGGAAUUUCACUUGAGGAAGAGUCAAGAAGCAUUCGUUUCGUUCUAGAUCGUAACGCUUGCGAUUUACGAGAAGAUUUGCAAAAUAUUGCGAUUAUAUUCUGCCUGAACUUCCGUACAAGCGCGUAAAUGUCUGCAGUAUCUCUUUGUAAUGAUCGCGAGUGUACGUACGUUUCAAUUUGAGAAUGAAAGUGUCGACGAAAGGGAGUGAGGUCUUGAUCGAGCGUCGAUGCACGAGCUAUAUUGUUCUUGGCUGACAGUUUCUUCAGACUCGCUCUUCUUUCGAAAUCGCGUUUCGAAAUCCCUCGGGAGACAGACGUUGACAGGCAGUUGAUCGCGGCAAUGAAUGAGAGAUCAUCUUCGAACGGACGGUGCUCGGACAGCUCCGACGAAUCGAUGUUUACGUCGGAUGUUGAACGUAGAAAAGUGUAGCGUGUGUCGCGAUACCAUCUCGCAUCUGGUGGUGGAAUCUGUUUCUUCGAGAAAGCGAGGUCUACGUGAAAGUGAAAAUCGAACGAGAUGAGUUUGAAUUGCGAGUAAGAACAAUGGUGAGCACCAACCCACCCCUAGGGGUGGCUACGAUGAAUCGCGGGAGGAACACUUUUCGCGGCGUGCCCAAAGCGGAAAUCGAACGCAGAACUAACACCCUGCUACAGGCUAUGACGAUCGAGGAGCUCUACGCCGCGCUGGUGUUCAUGAUCCAGCACCAAAUCGGCUACGACGUUUCCAAGGAGUGCGAGCUGGAAACUCUGCUGAAUUACCUCCAAAAUGCGUUCAAAGUCGACAACGACGUGCACGAGAGGGUUUUGGACGAAACGAGAAACAUGGAGCCGCCGGAGAUGCAUUUGAACGUCGAGGUGAUCGAAGCGAAGGAACUGGUGUCGAAGGACUCCAACGGCAAGAGCGAUCCUUUCUGCGCCCUUUACCUCGAGUCAGCUCCCACGAGGAGAUACAACACUGCCGUGAAAACGUUCACGCUAAGCCCCGUGUGGGAGGAACACUUCGAACUCCCUCUGGAGGACCCAGAAAACGACGUACUGUGUUUAGAAGUGUGGGAUUUCGACGCUGCUGAAACAGUUCCCGAAAAGAUGAGCAAAGUGAAGGACGUGAAGGGUGUUCGAGGGCUGGUGAAACUAGCGAAGGAGAUUGCAGUCACUGCCACUACCGGCAGCCACGACAACGAGUUCAUCGGUCGCUGUAGGAUACCUCUAAAGGACAUACCGACAACAGGCCACACAAUGUGGUACUCCCUCGAGAAGAAGAACAAGUCGAAACGACGCGGUGUGGUGAAACUGAGGCUGGCCUUCAGCGCGGAGCACAAUGCACAAGUGGCCGCGCAAGAGUACCGACACUUGAUCAGAGUGCUAUUGUUGCAUGAAAUCGAGACUCAAAAGAUAGAGAAAUACUGUUGGUGUGGCCGAUGGUCAGCGCCAGCGGAGGUACUUCUUCUUCAGCACAGCGCUCAACGGGGCUUGCUCGCCAGGAACGUGACGCUCGCUCAAUGGAUAGAGUACGCGAGAAUUCAUCAGGAACAUCCGUUGAACUUCACCGUGUUCAAUAAACUGGCGAUCGAUCUUCUGCGGCCGAUGGAGAACGGCCUUUUCUCGCCGGACGAAACGAAACUGUUUUGGGACGCAACGAAGAAGUUGUUGUACUCGUGCCUGAACAGUGUUCGCAAGAUCAGGAGGCUCCCGGCUGGAGACAAGAACGCCAUGACGCAGUUGUCCGCGAUUUUAGGAAUACUGUCGUCGAUCUCGUCCCUAAAAGUGCCUGCAGACUGCAAUCUGUUUCCCGCGAAGAUGUACUCCUGGUUCCUAGACCCUGACGAAGCACCAAGUGUCCUUCAAGCUCUCGAAUACACAGUCGAACAGGGUGGCGUCGAGUGGUUCGAACAUAUAUUGAACAACAAUUUCCCAGAGAGCGAGUCAGACGAGGAUGCGUUGAAGCAUCACAUCAAAGUAAUUCAGCUGAUCAGAGCAGAUUUGCAAAAUGCCAUCGACAAUUACGACAAGCUAUUUAUCAAACGAAUCAAUCUUCCUUACGCAAGAUGUCUGUACAUGACGUACGAGAAGAGGAUCAGCGACAUGUGCAUGAUCAUUACAGAGGAUAUCUGCGGCAGAUUGAAGCGGAUCGAAAUCGAAAACGCCGACGUGGAACUGAAUUUGGGGACGACUCUGUUCGAACUGUAUCUCGCGUUGCAGAGAUACGCUAUUCUUGGUCAAGUACUGUGCGCUGAGGGACAGCUCGAGGGUAUGAAAGUACAGAGUUACCACGAGUGGUUCAGGGCUGGCGUGGCGCACUGGCUCGAUAUAGCAGUGUACAAGGCUUUGAAACGAAUCGACAGAGCCGUGGAGUUCGACACACUGCAAGCGGUCGAUAACUCCGUCCAGUACAGCUCGAGCGCUGUAGAUACAUUAACGAUAUUCUAUCAAAUCAAAGUUUUCUGGACGCAGCUCGCGUGGCCGGACAUAGAGGGUUCUUACACUUUUAUUGCCAAAAUUAUAGACGACAUCUGCAAAUGUUCGAUCGCAUACGCGGACAAAAUGGCAAAGAAGGCAGAGCUGACCACAGAUUUGGAACAAUUGUCAGAGAGCAGCGUGUACGAGAAGAAAUUUGUCGUGUCGACGGCUUGGUGUUUCGCGAUCAACAACAUCGAUUACAUUCGAACGUCAAUUGGACCGUUGGCCAACGAUCUGGGACUUCAGAAUAUCGUGGAUGCAUUGGCGGAGAGCAAGACUCAGGAAGAGGCAGAGAGAUGCCAACAGACGCUUCAAUUAAUCAUCGACAACGCCACAGACACCGUUAGGAACAAGAUCAUAGAGCUGCUACAAGUUGUCGCGAAUAAAAUGGCCCCUGCCAUGAACAGGUAUCUGAUGGAGGGUGCAGAGUUAAUAGACACGACCAGCAAUUCCAUGGAACGACUUCUACAAUAUUUGGACAGUAAUCUAACGACGCUGCACGAUUACCUUAACGAAGACAAUUUCGAGAGGAUUUUACUCGUCAUCUGGGACACGAUAUCGGAGAGUUUAUUCCAAUUGGUGCACAAUAACCUAGAGAGAAGGAGGCCACCGUCGUUUUACUCCAAUCUCCAUCGUUCCCUACAUACCCUCAUUCGGUAUUUCAACAUCGGAGCUGACGAGGCGGCGAACGUGAGAGUUUUAGAAAAAAUCGAACACCUGCUGGAGCUCCACGGUCUGGAGACGGCCGAACUGAUACACCGUUACCAUCAGGAGAGAAUAAAGGAACAGAACGAGUUGGACGAGUCCGAGUACGGACAGAUCACUGUCAAGGCACAGUUUGUGGAUAAUUCUCUGAACAUUCAGAUACUGAACGCGAGGAAAUUGCGGCCAGUCGACAGUAACGGCGAUUUGGUAGGCAAGGUGUCUACUCUCAAGCGCAAGCUUCAUGCAAAAUCUAAACAAAGACCGAAAGAACGGAAGACAAGUAGUUGCGACUCAUACGUGAAGGUGAAGCUACUUCCGGAAGAGAAGUUCGCUGACGUGAAGCUGCCUAAAACGCACGUGCAAAAGGAGAAUCUGUAUCCGCUGUUUGACGAGAUCUUCAACAUCCCUCUGACAAACGAACAGAGAAACAUGGAAAACGCGAUCGUGGUCUUCGAGCUGAAAGACAAAGAUUUCCUUCGAUCGAGAUUCAUGGCGGAAGCUUUCCUGCCGUUCAGCGAAAUUGCUAAAACAGGCUCGGACCAAAGAAUCGAAUCUCUGGAGCAAAUCCACUUGAUGCUAUCGCGUCCAACAAGAAAGAGUACGGACGUGAUCCAAGCGUUGGAACAUAGGAAGGGAGACAACCAGGCGACAGAGUUUUUAUCGAAGCUCAGUUCCAAGGCUGAACGAAAGUAAUCGUUAUUACUUACUGAGAAAAUUGAAAAGAAUUGCUCACUGUGCAAUAGAAAGGAACAACGUUUCAACUUCAAUCGAACGAAGAUGAGAUUGUCAAUUUCAGUCGUUUGUACGAUAAGCAAUUAACUUGAUACGCGAGCCUUUAGAAAACUGCCUUACGUUGAGGCAGUUUACGUCAUCGCUAUUUUUCAAUCUAAUUUAUGUCAAACCGUUUCGCAAUUAAACUACGCAUUUCAACGUCCAACGUAUAACGUUACUUAAAACAUUUUUGUAACUUUAAAUGCGAGCGUGUGCGAGCUAUAAAUUUUGUAAUUUAUUCAAAUCGUCGCUCUUCGUUUCUCGCGUACAGACUAGAUUUGUUCACGAGAAACAGAACAAAGGAAUAGACUAUUUUUAUAAAAUUUUGAUAUGCGAGUAUACAAGCUGUUUCUAACAACCGAGACCCAUUUUCCAGGCUGUGUAUCGCUUCAACUAUCGAAAAUUGAACGUAUUUCCCUACGCGGAACACGAAACGUCGCAUUUCAAAACUAGAAAAACUAUAAGGCUGAGUAAGUGCUACUUACGAGCAAUAUCGUUGAUUAUCAUUAAGGUUUACAGUGUACGCUUAGUUGCAAUAAAUCAAAAGUAAAAUAAAAUUGCCAACAUAGGUGUACAGUAUGCAAAUAAUUGCAACUACAGAUCGAACGCGUGUAUGUUUCAUAUAACGAAAGUGUUAGUGUUGUUAUCAUUGUUGGAACGAAAGUAAAUCGCGGUCAAGAGAUCUGCUAUCGAACUCUUUGUUUGCAAACUAUCUCUCGCGACGCGACAAUUCGAAAAUUACUAUUUUUCUUUUUUUCUUUUUUUUUUCAUUCUGAAACAAACACUUUUGAACACAUUUUGAUUAACUUGAACGAUUAUCGUAUCCAGAACAGACAGAGAGUAAUCAUAUCUUACUUUAAAUAUUACAUGUAUUUAUGUAAACGCGAGGCAAUUCAAAAUGUAAUGAACGUCGAAUAAAUUAUUAAAAUGUA